Molecule: messenger RNA, 3330 nt
Organism: Ylistrum balloti
Lineage: Eukaryota; Metazoa; Mollusca; Bivalvia; Pectinida; Pectinidae
Exons: 1
Coding region: 1-3330 (1109 amino acids)
Molecular function (GO): nucleic acid binding; zinc ion binding
Source: RefSeq, a predicted model, not a curated record
AUGAAACAACGAGCGAAAUUGGAAGCGGCCAAAGUGAGGCUAAAAUUUGCUGAGAAAGAGGCCGAAUUGCAAAAAUCCCUUCAGCUGUUAAAAUCACAAAGAGAACUGGACGAGGCAGCAGCCGAGCUCAAGGCUAUGGAUGACGUUAUUGACACUGGUAGCCCUAUCAGACAUUGUUCACAAGCACCGUCGGAGGAUGAGGAGUUACACAGGAAGUCUAGGACAGUUGAAUUUGUGCAAAGUCAAGCCGAAAAUUUGAACACCGGUUAUGAAACAUCCGACCCCUAUUCACAUAAAGUGCCGUUAAACGUUGAGGCUCGAGAAUUCACCCCAGGUCAGUGUGUAACUGGACUGAAUGAUUUGACCAAAUUUAUGCUAAAGAAAGACUUGCUUAUGGGUAGACUCACUCAGUUUACUGAUAAACCCGAGGAGUAUCGUGUCUGGAAAAUGUCAUUCCUAAAUGUUGUAAAGGAACUUGAUGUAAGCCCUCAAGAACAAUUAGACUUAUUAUCGAAAUGGUUGGGGCCAGAAUCUCGAAAACAGGCUGUAAGUCUACGUGCUGCAAACAUACACGACCCACCCCAAGCCUUGUGUAAAAUCUGGACUAGGCUCAGUGAGAAGUACGGCGCGCCCGAGCAAAUUGAGUUAUCUUUGAGGGAAAGGCUAAACAAAUUCCCGAAAUUAACGAACCGAGAUGGUCAGAAAUUAUUUGAUCUUUCGAACAUAUUGGCGGAAAUUCAGGCAGUAAAGGAAAACACGGCGUUCAGCUCGAUAAUGGCGUACUACGAUUCGUCCAGCGGUAUAAACCCAAUUGUUUGCAAGUUACCCGUGUUCAUACAGAACAAAUGGAGUGACUAUGCGUGCAGAUAUCAAACCGAGCACAAUGUUACAUAUCCGAAAUUCAGUGUUUUCGAGAGGUUCAUACAGGAAAUGAGCUCGCGAAUGAACAACCCGAGUUUCAAUUACACCGAUGGUACUGCGGUACCUAGCGUCAGCAAAGAACAACGUCGUACUGCGUCUACUGGAAGUAGGAAUGCAUACGUCUUUUCAAAGAAAACGGAAGUUAAUAAUGUGCCUACAGCAUUUUUGUGCCCACUUCAUGACAGUGCGAGAGAAGUGAAGCAUUUGUUAUCAGGUUGCCACCUGUUUCUAUCGAAAUCCAAGGACGAAAAGAGGGAAAUUCUCUUAAAACACGGCGUGUGCUUUAAGUGUUGUAAGGACAAACAUUUGGCCAAGGACUGUACAGAAAAAGUAAUCUGUAUUGUGUGUAAAGGUUCAUCGCAUUGCACCAUGUUUCAUGAUGACAAAUAUCAGCCCCGUCAGUCUCACGGCGAGGAAAGGACAAGUAUCAGGGGAGACAAUCGUAAGAUAAAUUCCAAGUGUACACAGUUGUGCGGUGAAACCGGUCCCUUCGUGGGGAAAUCGUGUGCAAAAACGGUGUUAGUAAAUAUCUACAAGGACGGACAACUUAAUAAUGUGUUGCGUGCUUAUGCCAUUAUAGAUGAGCAGAGCAAUCGGACAUUGGCCAAAAGUGAGUUCUUCGAUUAUUUUGGAGAUCAUUCUACGGAAACCGGAUACGUACUUUCAUCAUGUGCCGGUGAAAUUCAGGUAACCGGGAGGCAAGGCAGCGGAUACGUAAUGGAAUCAUUGGACAAGGAAUACUCAUUAAAAUUACCGUUGAUUACAGAAUGCAAUCAUAUUCCGAAUGUGAAACAGGAAAUACCUACACCGGAAGUUGCACGACACUAUAGUCACAUGCAGGACAUUGCUCAUCUUAUCCCAGAGUAUGAAAACGAUACGCCCAUAUUGCUUCUCGUUGGCAGAGAUCUCAUUUCGGCGCAUCAUGUGUUGGAACAGCGAACUGGACAUGAACGUGAACCAUAUGCACAGAAAUUAAAAUUCGGUUGGGUAGUUGUAGGAGAAUCGUGCCUAGGUCUCGUUCACAAACCUACGGUCAUAACUGUGAGCAAAACGGUCGUUUUACCGAAUGGCAGACCUACUCUCAUGGAUCCGUGUCCGAAUUACUUCAAGGCUCAGUUUGAAAAAUCCGAUAAGUUGCCAAUUGGAAUGGACAUAUUUCAAAGAACAAAAUUCGAUGAUAUUCCUGGUUACUCGCAACAGGAUAAGGAAUUCAUGCGUGUCAUGGAAGGGGAGUUUAUUAAGGACGAGUACGGUAAUUGGAGUGCACCGUUACCGCUAAAAAAGGAACGACCCACUUUGUCAAACAAUAUGGAUCAGGCAAGGCAUCGCGCAGAAAAUCUACGAAAGUCGUUACUGAAAAAUCCUACUAAGCGCGAACAGUUUUGUGCGUUUAUGCAAAACACUUUUGACAAGGAGCAUGCAGAGGUAGCUCCCGAGUUACAAGACGGCGAGGAAGCAUGGUAUCUACCGAUAUUCGGGGUUUAUCUUCCCCAAAAACCCAACAAAAUCCGAGUCGUGUUCGAUUUGGCGGCAAAGUUUAAUGGACAUUCGCUUAACAACAUUCUCAUGACAGGUCCGGAUCUCAUAAACAAUUUGGUUGGUGUGUUAAUGAAAUUCAGGAAGGAACGACUUGCGAUUAUGGCCGAUGUUGAACAGAUGUUUUUCAACUUCUAUGUGCACAAGCGUGACAGAAACUUUCUACGUUUCUUAUGGUUUCAAGAUAAUGAUCCCACACAACCGCUAAGGGAAUUUCGUAUGUGCGUGCAUGUGUUUGGCAACUCGUCUUCUCCGUGUAUUGCCACACUUGGAUUAAGGAAAUCUGCUUGCGACCAUAUCGAUUCUUCCGCGUGCGACGAGGUGUGUUGUUUCGUCAAAGAGAGCUUCUACGUUGACGAUGGGUUGACCUCUGUAUCUGACGAAGGUCACGCAGUGCAGUUGUUGAGAGACACUCAAGCUCGAUUACGGCAAAACGGAAACAUUCACUUGCACAAGUUCUCGUCGAACAGUGUUGAUGUUUUAAAGCAGUUUCCAAAAGAGGAUACCAGCGAAAUUUGCGAUAUGGACUUCGAUGAUGUCGUUCAUAGGAGUCUCGGACUACGUUGGAAAGUCGGUUGUGAUACGUUCACGUUUAGUGUUUCUGAUGAGGUGAAACCGUUCACCAAACGAGGCGUACUUUCUACAAUACAUAGUGUAUUCGACCCCCUCGGCUUUGUGGCACCAGUUAUUCUCGGAGGCAGACUAGUAAUGCGAAAUGUGUUAUCGUCAAAUGAUCUUGACUGGGAUGACCCUUUACCUCCGGACUUGAACUCUGAUUGGAAAAAAUGGAGGUCUUCGCUUAAAGAUCUGGAACAGUUAGAAAAUUUCGAGAUGUUACUCCAAUUCGUCAUUGGAAAAGGCAAUUCGUCGUGA